GAGGUUGUGAAGUAAACAAAACAUUCCAGGUCGAGGCAGCAGUCGACGCUGUGUGCUACUGCUGUUAACAACCAUCAAACAACCCUUAACCCGCCCACCAACGACACGAGAACAAGAGACAAAGCAAGAGAGAAGACAAGACCUUAAUAACAAGAGUGGUAAGGUGGGUGGCAGAGCAUAAUGGAGGAGGCGGCGAGGCUGGGGUGUUCACCUCUCACACUACAUCACUAGUUACAGAGAGAGAGGAAAUGUGAAGGGACAGCUUAGUAGUGUCUUCUUCCUUCUCAAAAAUGGGCAACUGUCUCUUACUUCUCGGCCUGAAGAAGGAGAAAAGUACCUACGAGGAAAUGGGAUACAAUCAUGGGCCCGUCACUCUCCUGCUGGUGGGGUUAGAUAAUGCUGGGAAAACGACGGCUGCCAAGAGUAUUGUAGGAGAUCCUGUAGAGGACGUAGCACCGACCGUGGGUUUUGCCCCGGAGAACCUAGAGUACAGAGGCUGUGAGAUCACCAUCUAUGACUUAGGAGGAGGCAACAAGAUUAGGCCAGUGUGGGCAAAGUAUUUCUCUGAGGUACACGGUAUAAUUUUUGUGGUAGACUCAAGUGAUGCCGUCAGAGUACGAGAAUGUCGAGAUGUGUUGUUUGGUCUUCUGGCAGAUAAGAAGAUAUCGGGAAAACCUGUCCUUGUACUGGCCAACAAGCAGGACGUGGAGGGAGCCUUGGAUGAAAUAGACCUGGUGGAGUCUCUGAAUGUGGAGCAGGUCGUGAACAAGUACAAGUGUCCCACCAGAGUUGAGACGUGUUCAGCCGUCACCACGCGCAAACAUAAACCAGACAAGCCCAUAGCUGAUGGCUUCAGAUGGUUAAUAGAUACUAUAGUCGUACAUUAUAAAGAAAUAAAUAAACGGGUAGAAGAUGAUCUGGAGAAGGAACGUCUGCAGAUGAUGAAGGAAAGGGAGGAGAGAAAAGAAAGAAUAAGAAGAUUGCAAGCAGAGAGGGAGAGACAAGAGGCACUAAGACUUGAAACAAUGUCGAGAGGAAAAGUUGAGGCAGUAGAAGUUCACAAUAGCGACGACUCGGAUGUUGAAGUUGUAGACGACACACAGCACCCGGGAAGAAGCGGAGUUCCUAAUGGAAUCUUACCUCAGUCGAGAAAGGUGGAAGUUCGUAAAGUAAUGAAAGAACGUAGAAGCAGUUCAGUGGAAGAACAGGAACUUAAGGAACUCGGCUUCACCUCCCACAUGGAACUUCAGGAAUCAACUUCCUCUUCCUCCUCUCCACAGGGCUCACCACCUGCAAGUAAUAGUCCAGUAAGAGUGCAGGCUUCCCCUUCCCCAGAAAAGGAGGAUUCACCUGUGCAUUGUCCUCCUACCAAACCUCAUCGGGUCAUUCAUGUUCAGGAAUCUCCCAAGCAUCAGGCUGCUUCUGCCCAAGACCUGACAGAAGCAGACUCCCUGUCCAAUGGUGUUAGAAAGGGGGACAGUAGAUUUCUUGAAGCUAAUAGUUUUUAUAACAUAAAUGGAUAUAGUGCUUCAAAGUUUGACCUUUCACAUGAGGAGAGAACUGAUGAAUGUGUCCCAAUUGACUCUGACGAUGAUACCUGUAAUAGCUCGGUCUCAAGUCAUAGAAGGGAGAGUACCAGUCCAUUCACUGUCCACACAUCAUCUAAUCCUUCAAUCUUGAGUUAUAGUAAAGCUGAACAGUUGGAAUUAGAAACUACAUAUAAGCCCUCAAAGAAGAAGUCAUUCUUGAAACGUUAUCACAAGACUGCCCCUUUCAUACCAAACGGAUCUGCAAGCACAGCGGGUAACCAAGAAGUUAACCACAGUUCCAGGGUUCCCCCAUCACUAUCAUGACAUGGGUUGUAAGUAUGGACACUUUACAAACCUUUGGUAUCAUGUGUAAUAUACUGUACCAGUAAAUAGGAGAGAUUGCAUCUUUCUAGUUACAUUGUCAGUACACAUCUGUUCAGGUUAAUAUUGUAUGGUCAUCGGUGCAGGUUUAGAUAGUCUUACUUAAAUUGGGAUUCUUUUUAUAUUUGUAUUUUUAGAUAUACAGUAGUUUAAGUGUAUAAUUUGCUCUGAAUGCUGACAUGGUUUUUGAGUUAAUUAAGUCUAGAUUCUGGGUCUUUCUAAUGGAAUAGCAUCAAGUGAAUCCCUUCAGUUCAGGUCUUUCUGUUUUAUACAGUGAUGACCCAGAUGAUCAUUAUUCUAUUGUUGACAAUUUGAACCAUCUGGAGACAUUAAUUUAAACCAUGAUUUUGAUCAGACUAGUGGCUUCAUAAGUCUGUGACCUGUGUUAGUUAAUUGUGUUGAAGGAAACUACCAGCAAGCAAUCAGCCAGCUUGACCACUAAGCUGCUGAGGCACAGUGUAGUCACUUACACCCAGAUAACAUUUGUUUUCCCAAAUAAAUGGUUAUCACCACACAGUAUUUGUCAUGGAUUAUCUACAUGUCAGACUGAGGUGGUUAUUUAAGCCCUUGUCUACUGUAUCUUUUAUUUUAUCUUUAAGCAUUUUACUACACACACUAGUUGGAUUACGUACAAUAUGUGUGCAAGUAUUAUUUUUCUAGUCAACUCUAGUCAUUUAUUUAUACAUUUAGAAUAUAUUUCUUUAUAUUUUUGUAUAGAGCUAAAGAAAAUAUAUGAUUUUUUAAAUAUAUUUCUCAUUUUGUAAUGGGACUUACUACUUUAAUAUUAUUAUUUUUUGGUUAAUGUAAAUAGCACUCACAACCAUGACCCUAUACUAAAAUACUAUUAUGAUUCACAAGAUUUAGUGUGAUAAGUGCGGCAGUUUAAGGACUCAGUUUUACAGGGUCGUAGACAUAUAUUAUCAGCAUCAUUCCCAGCUGCAGCUAUCCUCUUAUUGCCGAGUUAUGUUAUUUUUCUUGUUCAAUAAACACUUAAUAGGCAACAACACAUUGGUCAUUAUCUUCUCUUGGCUAACAGGAGAGCACAAUUACAGGUUCCAAUUCAUACAAAUUUAUAAGGCAAAGGAAUAUACCCGUAUGCAGAUAAUACUGAUGGGUGCAUGUUUGUUUAUCAAGUCCAUUAUACUUUAUUUGUCGCUGGAGUCAGAGAAUAUGGAUACUCUAUGGCUUCAGUCAUAGUAGAUACACAGUUCACAAGCUUGAAAUUAUAAAACUUCCUAAAUGUUUUUUUAUCUUGUAGUGGAUAUCCUUUAUGUUGUUUACCCAGAUCUUAAUGUGUUAUAAUUUAUUUGUCAUUGUUUUUGUCAUCUUGGUCAGUUCUUUUAAGGAAUUAGAAUGAAGCGUUUACCUGCAGAUGAGAGCCGGGAUGUUGUACAGGUGUUGAUAAGUCUCUUGUACUGUACUUUCAUGCUUCCCCCAUAAUGGGAACUAUAGCUUGAGUUGUCAAAACAAACCAUUUAUCAACUAACUGAAUUACAUAAAUGUGCUGAAGAGUAAUUUAAACUUCCAUUUGAGGUACUGAAGCAAUACUGUACAUAUAUAACUUCUUUGGACAUAUUCAUAGGUAGAUGGAGAACUUGUAAUAUUAUAGUCUUUAUAUGUAAAUAAAGUUGCACAAUUUAACCAUCAUAAGAUAUGUUGGUAUGAAGUCUGACUGAUAGCAGUUAACGUUCAGAAAUAUGUCACACUGUAGAAAACAAGCUAAUGUUUAUAUGAGGCGAUCCGGAACAGAACCUGCUAAGUGCAAAUGUGUGGCGAACCGAG
Homarus americanus (American lobster) is the source of this 3692-nucleotide messenger RNA. Its product is annotated as ADP-ribosylation factor-like protein 13B. NCBI's taxonomy places the organism in Eukaryota, Metazoa, Arthropoda, Malacostraca, Decapoda, Nephropidae. The record is from RefSeq and is a predicted model, not a curated record. Gene Ontology annotation, cellular component: non-motile cilium; ciliary membrane. The coding region runs from base 291 to 1853 and encodes 520 amino acids. Gene Ontology annotation, biological process: non-motile cilium assembly; receptor localization to non-motile cilium. The transcript is spliced from 11 exons. Gene Ontology annotation, molecular function: GTP binding; GTPase activity.